GUGCGUGACUAUAAAACCUAUAACUUAAUUUUAAUAAAACUUUUUCUCCAUUGCUUCUGCCCCCCUGCUCUCCUCAGUUCAGUCGUCUCCAUGUAACCUCCGUGUAUGUUCCUGCGGUUUGGUAUUACUUCCAAUCAAGCACAACUUCAGAAGAAUCAGAACCUUCGCAUUUGCUGAAUCAAUGCAAACCGUUUCUUGCGGCAGCCCCCUCUCGAUGGAAAUAGAAGGACAUGAAGGAGAUGAAAACCAUCCCCUUCCCGUACCGAGAGAGGCUCCCGAGAUCCAUCGCCUCGACGCCUCCGUAAUCAACCGUAUCGCUGCCGGGGAGGUUAUCCAGAGACCGGUCUCUGCCGUCAAGGAGCUCGUCGAGAAUAGCCUCGACGCUGACUCCACUUCCAUAAACGUCGUUGUCAAGGACGGAGGCCUCAAGCUCAUUCAAGUUUCCGACGACGGCCAUGGAAUCAGAUGCCAGGACUUGCCGAUACUGUGUGAGAGACACACUACAUCCAAGUUAUCAGCUUUUGAAGAUUUACAGUCGAUUAAGUCAAUGGGGUUCAGAGGAGAGGCACUGGCGAGCAUGACAUAUGUUGGUCAUGUUAUGGUCACCACCAUUACUAGAGGGGAGUUGCAUGGUCACAGGGUUUCUUAUCGAGAUGGUGUUAUGGAGCAUGAACCAAAGGCAUGUGCUGCUGUAAAAGGUACUCAGAUAAUGGUUGAAAAUUUAUUCUAUAACAUGACUGCACGGAAGAAAACAUUGCAGAACACAGCUGACGAUUAUUCUAAGAUUGUUGACUUGUUAAGCAGGCUUGCUAUUCAUCACAUAAAUGUGAGCUUUUCUUGUAGAAAGCAUGGGGCUGCAGGAGCAGAUGUUCAUACUGUUGCCACAUCUUCAAGGCUUGAUGCAAUCAGAUCAGUUUAUGGAUUGUCAGUUGCGCGUAGUUUGAUGAAGAUAGAAGCUUCAGAUGAUGAUCCAUCUAGUUCUGUUUUCAGUAUGGAUGGUUUCAUCUCCAAUUCAAAUUACACUGCAAAAAAGAUUACAAUGGUGCUUUUCAUAAACAAUAGAUUGGUUGAUUGCAGUGCUCUGAAGCGUGCCAUUGAAGUUGUUUAUGCAGCAACCUUGCCAAAAGCAUCUAAACCCUUCGUGUAUAUGUCAAUUACAUUGCCACCUGAGCAUGUUGAUGUGAACGUUCACCCAACAAAGAGAGAGGUUAGCCUUUUAAAUCAGGAGAUUAUUAUUGAGAAAAUACAGACUGUGGUGGACUUAAAAUUGACAACCUCCAAUGAGGCACGGACAUUUCAAGAACAGAUAGUAGAAUCCUCUCCAUUGGGUUCCAUGGGUACAAGCAAGGAUUCCUCUAUUAAUCCAUCACCGUCUGGGUCAAAACUGCAAAAAGUUCCUGUAAAUAAAAUGGUUAGAGUUGAUUCGUUGGAUCCUGCUGGAAGGUUGCAUGCUUAUUUGCAAGUUAAGCCCCCCUGCAAUCCUGAAAGGAAUUCUGGAUUGAAUGCUGUGAGGUCUUGUGUUCGACAGAGAAGAAACCCAAAGGAAACUGCAGAUCUUACGAGCGUUCAGGAGCUUGUCAAUGAUAUUGACUGUAAUUGUCAUUCUGGUCUGUUGGAGAUAGUAAAGCACUGCUCAUAUAUUGGGAUGGCAGAUGAUGUUAUGGCAUUGCUUCAGCACGAUAAGUUCCUAUAUCUAGCAAAUGUAGUAAACUUGAGCAAAGAGCUCAUGUAUCAGCAAGUUCUGCAUCGAUUUGCCCAUUUUAAUGUGAUGCAACUAAGUGAGCCAGCUCCCUUGCUGCAGUUAAUCUUGCUUGCACUGAAGGAUGAAGAUUCAGAUCCAGUACCCAAUGAGAAUGAUGACCUGAAAGAGAAGAUUGCAGAAAUGAAUACUGAAGUUCUGAAAGAGAAGGCGGAAAUGCUAGAAGAGUAUUUCUGCAUUCAUAUUGAUCAACAUGGCAACUUGUCAAGGCUGCCUGUUGUGCUUGACCAGUACUCCCCUGAUAUGGACCGUAUCCCAGAAUUUGCACUUUGUUUAGGAAACGAUGUUGAUUGGGAGGAUGAAAAAAUUUGUUUCCAGGCAAUUGCAGCUGCUCUUGGAAACUUCUAUGCUAUGCAUCCUCCUCUGUUGCCCAACCCAUCAGGUGAUAAUUUGGAAUUUUACAAGAGAAAACCAUCAGUAAAGUCUCAAGAUGAUGGAAAUUCCCUUAACAAUUUAGAGGAUGGUGUGGUAAAUGAGGAUGAAAUUGAGAAUGAACUACUUUUGGAGGCAGAGACUGCAUGGGCUCAGCGUGAAUGGUCAAUUCAGCAUGUCUUGUUUCCAUCCAUGAGACUCUUUUUCAAGCCACCAACAUCAAUGUCCACAAACGGAACUUUCAUCCGGGUUGCCUCACUGGAGAAGCUUUACAAGAUUUUUGAAAGAUGCUAAUGAAGAAUAGUUCCAAUGAGAUUAUUGCUGAAAGGGCUUGCUGAUUUGAUUGUUGACUGCGUAUAUUUCUUGACAGGCUACCUUAACCUCUUUUUAAUGUGUUUGAAAAUGAAUCGAGGGAGGGGGAAAUCUUUCGUAUUGAAAUGGAUCGCACUGACUAGGUGGCCUUCAUGGGUUUAAGUAGAGGCCAUAUAUUUUAUGGGAAGAGGGAAAAUUCAUGGGAACAGCUGCCCUUACGUCUGGCACUUGUAAGUUUGAACCGUUCUAUCAAGCAGGGAUGGCGCAUGCCUUUCUCAAAUUGAGCUGUUGGCAUUUUUUGUUGGUGGUUUGCGCCAUAUGUAGAUUUUCAAUGUGUUCAAAUUUGCAUCUGAAAGAGGCAUGCCCUCCCCCCUUCCCCGGGUUUGUUGAAUUGAAAGAAGUUGAUCGCUCUCUUUACGUUACAUCCAGAAUGCCAUUUCAAAUUAAUCUAUUUUGUUAAAAGUUUACUUUGAA
Malania oleifera is the source of this 2917-nucleotide messenger RNA. RefSeq names its product DNA mismatch repair protein MLH1. The record is from RefSeq and is a predicted model, not a curated record. Gene Ontology annotation, molecular function: mismatched DNA binding; ATP binding; ATP-dependent DNA damage sensor activity. Gene Ontology annotation, cellular component: MutLalpha complex. Gene Ontology annotation, biological process: mismatch repair. Bases 182 to 2425 code for a protein of 747 amino acids. The transcript has 16 exons. Lineage: Eukaryota; Viridiplantae; Streptophyta; Magnoliopsida; Santalales; Ximeniaceae.